AUGGGCAAAGACCUAAAAAACCUUCACAUUAUCCACACAGAACCAGUCAAACUGCGACAUUUUCGAUCCCCAUCGAAUGACCAUUCCAAAUUGAUCGCCAAGGCUUUGCAUUUAACGCAUGACGAUGAGGGACAGGGUGAGAAGCCUCAACAGGACGGUGUUAAUUCCAUCAAGGGAGAAGGGGUUGCAGCAACAAGAGAGAAAGACUGUGCACUCACGUGCUCUCUGACGGCAGUCCAACCGGUGUGUGGCAGUGAUGGCAACACCUAUCUCAAUCCUUGUCUCCUCAAACUGCGCAGAUGCAUGUCCAAACGUCCAGACGAGCUAUAUGUAGUGCAUUGGGGAUACUGUCCGGCUAGACCACCAGGUAAGCUCUGUGAGGCUCAAACCAGUGACCAUUAUAAGCGUGGAGAUAUGAGUCACACCUAA
Molecule: messenger RNA, 429 nt
Organism: Hydatigera taeniaeformis
Lineage: Eukaryota; Metazoa; Platyhelminthes; Cestoda; Cyclophyllidea; Taeniidae
Source: the annotation of a GenBank genome assembly